AUGGCAGACUCGAUAUUUUCCCACGGGGCUCACCCCGACCUAGCCCUGGCACAGUCUACCGCACCACGGUUCCCUGAGCGCUUCUAUCGCACGAGAGAGCGGAGCGAAAGCCGUGCUGAACAGGAAGGCGCCCAGCGUCCAGCCGAAAUCACGGUCAUGGUGAUGCCAGAGCCUCUCCGGAACGCCAAGAUCGAAGCCUACAGGAUCGUCAUCCAGUGCCACUGGCUGGUGGGAGAUCUCGAGGUAGAGCGCAUGACCAAAUCACGCCUCGGAGUCAGCGCCUGGUCUCGCUACUGGCAUAAUGUCUACAGUUACUACGACCUGCGAAAGAUCGGCGACGCCGUCUCUGCUGCCCUGCAUGACAUCAACGUCUUGUACCUUGGACUCGCCGUAGGCCUCCACGAACUCCUGGAGAGAACCGAUAACCAAAUCACGCAUUCAUCCAAUGAGGCAAUGGUUGCUCAGGCCAUGACCACCAUGGAGCAGGAAGUCGAUCGCCGUUGGGACCGUUGCCGCCACAGAGCGCAUCGAACCAUUGAGAUCAUGCGUGACACCAUCCAGUCCGAGCUUCCCUUGGUUAUCAGUGACGAUCUUCUGGAUCGCAUGAAGCGAGGCAUCUUCGCCCUGACCCCAGAUUACGGCUACGCACCGGGCCGCACGUAUCCUGAGACGCCAGAACCAGAGCCACAGGAGUUAUGGGAGCGGUCGCAGGAGGAUUACAUGUUGACUGCUGACCCCUUCUGGGAUGAGAUGCCGCCGUUUGAGAACUUCUCGAUGGUGCAGGAAAUUCCGCUGUAUGGCGGGCCUACCCAGGAUUCCUUGCAGCUGCUUUGGCAGUCCCAGGGUCCAUUGCUGCGGCCCCCGCCUGAGCACCAGACCUCGCACACCAUCAUCGAAGAGGGGGAGGAGCGCGCCCACAUUAACAUCGUUGUGCGCUGGGACCCCAACUUGGACCAGACCCAGUCUACCUGGAUUCACGCCAACGACGAAUGGAACGAGAUUGCUCCGGGCUAUCGUCCCGUUGGCGCUUGGCAACGGCCCUCUUAA
Penicillium alfredii is the source of this 1047-nucleotide messenger RNA. RefSeq lists its product as uncharacterized. The record is from RefSeq and is a predicted model, not a curated record. The transcript has a single exon. Lineage: Eukaryota; Fungi; Ascomycota; Eurotiomycetes; Eurotiales; Aspergillaceae. Bases 1 to 1047 code for a protein of 348 amino acids.